AUGAGUGCUAUGUUGGACAUGCGUGUCCUGAGAACUCGCAUAGACCCAGAGCCGUGUCAUGCAGGUUACUACCAAGAUCAAGUAGGCCAGAGCGCCUGCAAGGUGUGUAAGCCUGGAUACUUCUGUCCCGGUAUGCUCUCAGCCUCCGGACCAGACGGCACUGUCCUAUGUCCGUCGGGGUCCUACUGCCCUUCUGGAACCAGCGUUGCACAUCCUUGCAGCCCCGGGACGUACGGGCCUUCACCAGGGCUGGCCGCUUGCCAGGGGUGCCCGAGCGGGAAAGCAUGCGUACAGCCAGGGACCAUCCAACCGACGGUAUGUCCAGCAGGAUACUACUGCGAGUCGAACUGCUCGUCGCCUACUCCGUGUCCCAUCGGCACAUACAGCAGCUCGCUCGGACUCGAGGCAGAGUCUGAGUGCCGCCUGUGUCCGGCGGGUCGGUACUGCGCCUCAGUAGGUAUUACACAGAGCACGGGGGAGUGCAUAGCGGGGAUAUUCUGCGAGGCAGGGGCGAAUGACUCGUCGACGCUCGUCGACGCGGAGUCGCCCUCAGGGCGGCGGAGAGUAAUACCGUGUCCAGCGGGGCACUACUGCAUAGCAGGGUCCGAGGCACCCUCGCCUUGUCCUCCAGGGACCUACUGUGCAGGCGGAGACUCUCUACCCGCUCCAUGCGAGCCCGGGACGUACAACCAGGAAGCGAUGCAGACGAGCUGCAAGCCAUGUCCGCCCGGGUACAUCUGUAGCCCAGGCGCAGUCGUGGACUAUGCGAGAGGGCGAGCGUAUGCAGUAGAGGGGCUCGAGGCGUGCGCCGAUCCUGACGUCGGGAUGCCGAGCUGGACGCAGGAGCUGGUCGGAGGGGCGGCCAGUCUGAUAGGCGGGGUAGCGCAUGGACGGGACGACAGCCUGUAUGUCAGCGUGAGCGUGUGGAACAAUAGCGGGGGCCAGGGAGGUCAGGGGGGAUACGAGGUCUACGUAACCAAGCACAGGGUGGACGGGACCGAAGUGUGGAGAAGGGAAGUAGCAGGAGGCGAAGGAAGCACCAUGGCGGAGGGGAUCGGAGUAGACGAGGCGGGGAGUGUGUACGUAGGCAUGCGGAGGUAG
Guillardia theta CCMP2712 is the source of this 1101-nucleotide messenger RNA. RefSeq lists its product as hypothetical. The record is from RefSeq and is a predicted model, not a curated record. Lineage: Eukaryota; Cryptophyceae; Pyrenomonadales; Geminigeraceae. The transcript has 2 exons. Bases 1 to 1101 code for a protein of 366 amino acids.